This is a messenger RNA of Babesia ovata, 1524 nucleotides long. Its product is annotated as Extracellular matrix-binding ebh, putative. The record is from RefSeq and is a predicted model, not a curated record. The coding region runs from base 1 to 1524 and encodes 507 amino acids. Lineage: Eukaryota; Apicomplexa; Aconoidasida; Piroplasmida; Babesiidae. The transcript is spliced from 3 exons.
AUGGCGUCCUGGGCACGUGUUACACCACAGUCCUCACUUCCGUCAUCAUGCCGCGGCCUGCUCUGUGGCUGUGGCUUUAAGACCCUCUUCAAGGACGAGGACAUACUGAAAGCGACGAUACAUAGCACUAACGAUGCGAAUGAAAGCCUUAAAAAUGAAAUUACCAACUUCCAGAGGUGGAACACCGCGGCCGGGGAAGGAAAAAAGAUUUUCCAGGCUGCAACUGCGGCUAAAAAGGCUGUUGAGUCUCAGGUUAAAGAGGCGUUGCAGGCUGUUGUGAACAUGGACAAAUCCCUUAAGAGGGAUUUGAAGAGUGUGAAAGAUAAGAUUAAGGGAGGGAUAGGGAGUGUGAUUCGUACGUUGGGAGUUAAUGAUUUAGAUAAGAAUGUGAGACAGGAUUUGGGGGAGUUGAAGAGGAAGAUUGAGGGGCUUGCCACAGAUGGUGGCGAAAAACUUGCUCAAGUUGACAAGGCGAUUGGGACUCUUGGCGGGAAGUUUACUGGUCUAACAAAAGAUGAGGAAAGAAAGAGUCUUCAAAAGAUUCUUGAAGAGAUUCAUAGAAAGGUUGCGGCAAUUAAGGGGGCGCCGGGGAAAACCAAUGGCGAUGGUGGCAAAGGUCUAGACGGAAUUAACCAGAAGAUAGGGGGGCUUGCUAGGGCGUUUGUUCCGGGAAACGGGCAAAAUGGUUUCAAUGCCAGAGUAGAUGGGUGGCUGGAAGGUGUCAUAGGGAAUAAAAAGGAUAAGCCGGGGCUGCAAGCUGUGAACUCUUGGCUUGGGACGUAUAUUGGCAGGAUUGGAAGGAAUGGUGACGAUAUAAGAGAAACAGUUAAGAAACAGGUUAUGGCACAGCUUACAUCCCAAAUUGGUGCAGCUCAGGGGACGUUCAAUGGGCUAAAAAAUGAUAUUGAGAAAAACAAAAUCACAGAAAAUCUUGCCGCUAUCAAGCAGGCUUGCGAGGAAUUUGUCGACAAGCUUGAUAAAGAGCUUGCGAAUAAUAAAAUUGGCAAAUUUGCCACGACGAUAGCCGGGAAGAUCGAGGGUAAAACUACAUCCACCAACUCUGAUCUCACUACCGCCGUGAAAUCUGCCCUCGUUGCGCUCUGCGCUUCUGUCAAGCAAGUUGCCACAGAAGUCCAGUCAUUAGGCAUCGACAGGUUUGGCACGCUUUUGGACGAAGUACACAAAACAACUACGGAGCUUCACGGUCAGCUUGAACAGGCGACUCAAAAAGUCACAUCUUCCGGCACCACCGAACCAAAUAUCAGCCCCGCCCAAGCCGUGGACAGUAGGCUGAAUGAUGUGAGGGAAUUUAUGAGUGGAAGUGGUAAUAAUAAUAUUACCGUCAAAUUUAAUACAGAUGUAACAAGUCAGCUUAAGACUGCAGUUACUUCACUUCAUCAGGCAGUUGACACUUUCGACCAAGAAGCUCAGAAGCAGAUCAAGGAAGCUGCCAAGACGGCAUAUUUAUCGAAGGCCUUGAGUGAUUGGAUGACAUCGUUCAGCGGGCCGAAGUACAAAUCGUAA